GCGGCGGGGCCGCGGCGGGCGACUGGAUUCCUCUGCUGCGGAGGAGGUGGCGGGGCCCCUGCGCGGCUCGGCGGCGGGGAGGGAGACCAUGCGGAAAGUGGUGGUGGUCACCGGGGCCAGCAGUGGCGUUGGCCUCGCGCUCUGCAAGCGGCUGCUGGAGGAAGACGAUGAGCUGCACCUGUGUUUGGCGUGCAGGAACGUGGGCAAAGCGGAGGCUGUCCGCGCGGCGCUGCUGGCCGCUCACCCCGCCGCCGAGGUUAGCGUCGUGCAGGUGGAUGUCAGCAACCUCCAGUCAGUCAUCCGGGCCGCCGGGGAGCUCAAGCAAAGGUUUCAGAGAUUAGACUAUGUCUAUCUGAAUGCUGGGAUCAUGCCCAAUCCACAGCUGAAUAUCAAAGCACUUUUCUCUGGCCUCUUUUCAAGAAAAGUGAUUCAUAUGUUCUCCACAGCUGAAGGAUUGCUGACCCAGGAAGAUAAAGUCACUGCUGAUGGGUUCCAGGAGGUGUUUGAAACCAAUGUCUUUGGCCACUUUAUUCUGGUUCAGGAACUGGAAGCUCUCCUCUGUCACAGCGACAGUCCUUCCCGCCUCAUCUGGACAUCAUCUCGCAAUGCAAGGAAAUCUAAUUUCCACCUUGAGGACAUCCAGCACAGCAGAGGUCAGGAGCCCUACAGCUCCUCCAAAUACGCAAUUGACCUACUGAGUGUGGCGCUGAACCGGAACUUCAACCCACGGGGUCUGUAUUCCAGCGUGGUGUGCCCAGGCACAAUGGUGACCAGGAUGACCUGUGGAAUUCUCCCUCCCUGUGUGUGGACAGUCCUGCUGCCCAUCAUAUGGCUGCUUCGCUUUUUUGCAAAUGCUUUCACUUUGACGCCGUACAACGGAACGGAAGCCCUGGUAUGGCUUUUCCACCAAAAGCCCGAGUCUCUUAAUCCUCUGACCAAAUAUCUGAGUGCCACCACUGGCUUUGGAAGUAAUUAUGUAACAACCCAGAAGAUGGACCUAGAUGAAGACACUGCUGAAAAAUUUUACCAAAACUUACUGGAACUGGAAAAGCGUAUUAGGGACACCAUUCAAAAAACAAAUAAUCAGAGCUGACGAUGACACUCUCUGAAACAUCGCAUACCUACUGUGCAUUCUGGGUUUCUGUUGAGUUGGGUGAUGUGCCUGUGUGGUAAAGAGUGAGCUGUAAUUGUCUCUUUUCCCUCCUUUCAGGAUUGUCUCUAAGACUGUAUGCGUGCACAUGAGAAAAAGAUUGAUAAGUAAAAUAUGAGUUAGCUGUUCUCCAGAAUGUGCUCGAGUCACCCAACCAAGGAUGUGUUUGUUGGUUCUGCCGACUGGAGCCCAAGCUCCACUUGGUGGGAUGAGGUGUGGACUCAAGUAGUCAUGACACAGGCACUCACCAGCCCUGCAAAUUGGCCUGCCGGAACAGGAGCAAGUACUGUGCACUCUCUGAGUGGUAAUCUGAGCUUUGUUCCUUUUCUUAUGGACAGUUUUCUUAGGUCUUGUACCUUAUUUCUUCCUCCUUGUGGUGCUUCUAAAAAUCCCGAGACUGUGGGGCAUCUGGGUGGCUCAGUCAGUUAAGGCGUCUGACUCUUGAUUUCACCUCAGGUCAUGAUCUCAGGGGCGAGAGAUUGAGCCCCGAGUUGGGCUCCGUGCUCAGCAUGGGGUCUGCUUGGGAUUCUCUCUCUCCCUCUGCCCCUCCCCCCGCUCACGUGCACACACGUGCUCUCACUCUCAGAUAAAGAAAAUCUUUAAAAGUCCUGAGAUUGUUAGAAUCCUAACAGUCCUAGUACAGAUAUCCAUGUAGUUAAUCGCAGGAACAAAAUUAUAUAUGUGUUUGGGCACUUGAAUUCUUUCUUCCUUUGGAAGUGUCUUUCAUUGAGGUCGAGGUGGUCUGCGUUAAUGUUGGGCCUGACCUUUAACACCAUUUGCAAAUUUGUUCAUUGCCGACCAACCUGUUUUUCAUGAUAUACUUUAAUGUAUGCAAAUGUGCAGUAAAAACUUAUUUACUCACAUUGUUUCAAAAGAAUUUUCCAGUUGAAUAAUUGCAGGUGGGAUAUCUGCUGGUAUUAGCAGUGGUUGGAAGUGGUUUGCAUAUAAAGACAAAAAUGCUAAGAUGCCUAGAUGUUUUUACCCUACAUACAACCACUAUACCUGAAAUAUAAUAGAGUGAGCAAAAUUUGAAUGACUUGAUAAAAGUGAAAAAUUGUAUGGAAAUGUAGUUUCUCUAUAUUCUAAGUAUGAAUUUUUUGGUUAUAGUUUCCCUCAUUUUGUUGGUAAAGAUAUUUUUAAUAAAGUUAAGCCUUCUGUAUGUGAAAACGAGGGCUGAAUGCUUCUGCACACUCCCUGCUGUCCUUGAGAAGGGGUGAGGUUGGAGAGCUGAGAGCAGCGCUGGGUUGUGCUCUUGUGAUCACUCACGCUGCAAGUGUGUGAGAAGCACUUUAUGGUCAAUCUCAGGUUCCUCAUCUAUAAAGUGGAGUCAUGCUCUUUCUGCUUUCUCUGUUCGCGGGUGUGGAGGAACGUUAAAUGCCAUAACACAUGUGAAUGAAUAAAGAGCAUUUUUGAGAAUGAUAACAGUACGGUUUUUCUUAGAGGUGGAUAAGCCAGAGUGUCAUGGUUCAAAUGAUGCAACAUAAGGCGCUGAGCGACAUUGUCCUGUCUGACUGAGAGUUCGGUUUUCUGAGUGUUGAACCUUCACUCAGGAGGCAGCAUCUAGACAAGCAAGAAGGCACCGGGGCAGGAGCAUGGGCGCUGGGAUGGGGAGGACACUGGAUCAAAUUUGGGUUCAGUCAUUAACUAACUUGAUAACUUAGGGCAGAUUACUUCAGUUUAUACCUUGAUUUAAUUACAAAAAUAUCGCUACCCGUGCUUACCUUGAAGAAUUGGAAGACUAUGUCCUAGUAGAUGCAUAGUCAGUACAAACUAUUAUUUAUUUCUGUUCUACUGUAAGUGCCCAAAAGGAGACUUUAAGUGGGAACUAAAUCCUGGUAUCAUGCCAUUUAUGAUGUAUCAGUAGGUUGGUACUCUGUAUAUUUUCUGAGCCAUUUUAUCAAAUUUCCUUGAAAUGGAGAACAAAUCACGGCCCCCCUUUGCCCCUCCCAAGUGCAUACCCUAAGUGGCAUACCUCAACAGUUGGUUCUUGUCCUUAAGUUAUCCCAGAUUUCAGUUUUUAUACCUGAACUUGGCUACUAGGUUGAAGAUUCAACUACUAGGAGUUGGGCUCCAGGAGAUGCCUGAUUUUUCUCUUAUA
Zalophus californianus (California sea lion) is the source of this 3248-nucleotide messenger RNA. It is a transcript of the gene HSD17B7, whose product is annotated as hydroxysteroid 17-beta dehydrogenase 7. Bases 89 to 1093 code for a protein of 334 amino acids. Gene Ontology annotation, molecular function: 3-beta-hydroxysteroid 3-dehydrogenase (NADP+) activity; estradiol 17-beta-dehydrogenase [NAD(P)+] activity; 5-alpha-androstane-3-beta,17-beta-diol dehydrogenase (NADP+) activity. Gene Ontology annotation, cellular component: endoplasmic reticulum membrane. Gene Ontology annotation, biological process: cholesterol biosynthetic process. The record is from RefSeq and is a predicted model, not a curated record. NCBI's taxonomy places the organism in Eukaryota, Metazoa, Chordata, Mammalia, Carnivora, Otariidae. The transcript is spliced from 9 exons.